AUGGCUUCUAUCGCAAAGGGUCGGCCAUCGCGCCGCUCCGCUCCCCGUAGGAGCUAUGUGGUCGAAGAAACCUCCGAAUCCGAGGACCCCGGAAACGUGACGCCUACUCCCUCUACCCACGACAACGACGAUGAUGAGAGCGAAGAGAAUGAGGCGGAUUAUACACCUGUCCCCAAUCAAGCUAAGCGCGCAUCCCGCUCGAAGAGAAUGACAUUAGAGCCUGUAACCCCCGCCACCGUGAAGCCGACGCGCAAAUCCCGGCAGUCGGUCGCAUCAGUCGCAUCGGAAUCGGAAGAUUCGCAAGCCGAGGAAACCGACGAGAACGACGAGAACAACGAGAACGAGGAAAGCGAAGAAAAUGACGAAAACGACGAAAACGACGAAGGAAUCAGCAUGGUUUCUAUAGUCGCCGAUCCCGACUCCCCCUCCAACCAGGCGGCUUUGAAGAGGAAAAGUAUCGAGCCUGCUGAUCUCGAUCCUGGGUCACCUUCCAAUACGGCAGCAUUAAAAAGACAAAGUAUGGCUUCCCGCAAGAGUCGUGGCUCAAUUACUCCCAAACCGGCAAAGGGCUCACUCCCUACUCCAGAGCCGUCCGAAUCACCCGAGUCCGAAGCACGCGCUCAACGAGAGAGCGUGCCUCCCCUCACCGAUAUCACCGAGUCCGCCGUGAACCAGUCCUCGCCGUCGAAACCCGCCGAAGAACCGCAAUCCCAGGUGUCGUACAUCAAUCCGAACUCGACUGUACUGGAGAAGCCCAUGGAUAUAGUCAUGAAGUCUAGGAAUAUGACAGCCCCAGCACCCGCGGAGCCCGCAGAAGUGAAGCCUCGCAUGAUUAUUCAGAACCUGAUUCUGAACAAUUUCAAGAGUUAUGCCGGAAAGCAAGUUGUUGGUCCAUUCCAUGCUUCUUUCUCUUCGGUGGUUGGGCCCAACGGAUCUGGCAAGUCAAACGUGAUCGAUUCGUUGCUGUUUGUCUUUGGUUUCCGUGCUAGCAAGAUGCGACAGGGCAAGAUCUCCGCGCUCAUCCACAAUUCCGCUCAAUAUCCCGACCUUCCAUUCUGUGAGGUCGAGGUGCAUUUUGAGGAGGUUCUUGAUCUUCCCGAUGGCAGCCAAGAAACCAUCCCCGAUUCUCACCUGAUCGUAUCGCGACGGGCGUUCCGAAACAACAGCAGCAAGUACUACAUGAACAGGAAGGAGACAAAUUUUACCACUGUCACUGCCUUCCUCCGUGAUCGCGGAAUUGACCUCGACCACAAGCGAUUCUUGAUUCUGCAAGGCGAGGUCGAGUCGAUCGCCCAAAUGAAAGCCAAGGCCGCCAAUGAGCAUGACGAAGGUCUUCUCGAAUACCUGGAAGAUAUCAUCGGAACCUCCAAGUACAAAACUCCUAUCGACGAGGCGGCAGCUGAGCUGGAAACUUUCAACGAUGUGUGUGCCGAGAAGAAUAAUCGAGUUCAACACGUCCAGAAAGAGAAGACCGCGCUCGAGGAUAAGAAGAACCAGGCCGUGGCCUACAUUGGCGAAGAGAACGAGUUGUCUCAGAAGCAAUCAGCGCUGUACCAAAUUUAUAUCGACGAGUGCGCUGAUAAUGUUCGUGUGACCGAGGAAGCCAUCCUACAAAUGCAAGAGCUCUUGAACAUGGAGCUGGAGAAACAUGAAGGCAACGAAUCCGGUAUCAAGGAACUCGAGAAAGCCUACAAGCGUGCUUCGCGCGAGUGGGAAGCCAUGGAGAAGGAAUCGCAAGUGCUUAUGAAGGAAAUGGCCAAGUACGACAAGGAGUCUGUCAAGUUUGAUGAGAAGAAGAAGUUCCUGGUCAACAAGCAAAAGAAGCUGGAAAAGACUAUGCAGACCAGUCGCCUUGCUGCAUCUGAAUGCCAAAGUCUGGUCCAGAAAUUCUCCGAUGACAUCGAGAGAAAGUCUGGCGAGACCACUCAGCUUGAACAGGAGAUGCACGACGAGGAGCAAGAAUUGAACGCCAUUCGUGAAAGUCUCACAGGCAAAACCCAGGGCCUUUCCGACGAAAUCGCCGCUAAGCAGAAGUCCUUGGAGCCUUGGAACGAGAAGAUUAACAUGAAGCAAUCUGCUGCUGCCGUUGCCCAGAGUGAGCUCGAUAUUCUUCGCGAGCGGAGCAAUGCUGGUACUGUCCUGCUAGAAGAGGCGCGGGGCAAGAUUGGCACCAUUGAAGAGACUCUGCAAUCGAAACAAACCGACCUCGAGGAACGACAAGCUCAAAAGGAGACGCUGGAAGGCGAGGUCGAGAAGCUCCAGCAUGAUUUGAAGAAGUACGUUGCUCGUGAGCCUGAGGUCCGCGCCCAUGUCUCCAGCGCCCGACAAAAGGCCGAUGAAGCGCGAGUCAGCCUCCAGAACACACAGAACCAGGGCAGUGUGUUGACAGGGCUGAUGCGACUGAAGGAGUCUGGUCGUAUAGAUGGGUUCCAUGGCCGCCUUGGAAACCUAGGAACUAUCGAUGAGAAGUACGAUGUUGCGAUUUCUACUGCUUGCCCAGCUCUUAAUAAUAUGGUGGUGGAGACCGUGGAGGUUGGUCAACAGUGCAUUGAUUAUCUUCGCAAGAACAACCUUGGUCGAGCCAACUUUAUUCUCCUCGACCGGCUGCCACGUCGCGACAUGUCGACCAUCUAUACCCCGGAGAGUGUGCCGCGUCUCUUUGAUCUUGUCAAGCCGAAGGACCCUAUGUUCGCACCGGCCUUCUACAGCGUCAUGCAAAACACGCUCGUGGCUAAGGACCUCGAACAGGCUAACCGCAUUGCUUAUGGCGCGCGCCGAUGGCGAGUAGUGACGCUGGAUGGCCAGUUGAUCGAUGUUUCCGGUACGAUGAGUGGUGGUGGUACUCGCGUUGCGCGAGGCGCCAUGUCAUCUAAGCAAGUCGCGGAUACAACUAAAGACCAGGUCAACCGGCUCGAGUCAGAUCUCGACGAGUUGGAAAAGAAGUUCCAGCACUUCCAGGAGAAGCAGCGAAACAUCGAAGCCCAGAUGCGCGAGAAGUCCGAUGAGAUCCCGCGCGUUCAGACCAAGAUUCAAAAGAUCAUGAUUGAAAUCGACAGCGCCAAACGCAGCCUUGCUGAUGCCCAGCGACGCGUCAAGGAGCUGAGUGCGGAGCACAAGCCAUCCAAGGCUGAUGAGUCUCAAGCUGCUGCUCUCGAGGAGCAAAUCGAGGCUGUCAAUAACGAGAUCGAAGGCCUCAACAACGAGAAGAGUGGCAUUGAGGAGGAGAUUCAAAACCUGCAAAGCAAAAUCAUGGAAGUUGGAGGUGUCCGCUUGCGUGGACAGAAGGCCAAGGUCGAUGGCCUGAAGGAGCAGAUCAAUAUGUUGACCGAAGAAAUUUCCAACGCCGAGGUGCAGAAGUCUAAGAACGAGAAGCUCAUCACCAAGCACUCCAAGGCCCGUGAUGGUUCCGAGAAGGAACUUGGGCAAAUUUCGGCGGAUCUGGAAAGCCUCGAGGCAGAUGUCGAGAACCAAGCCAACGAUGCCUCUGGCUGGAGGCAAAAAGCCGACGAGGCGCAAGAGGCUCUCGAGACCAAGAAGGGCGAACUGAAGGCUCUCAAGCAAGAACUCGACGAGAAGGUGGCCGAGUUGAACGAGUCUCGCGCUACCGAGAUUGAGAUGCGGAACAAGCUCGACGAGAACCAAAAGGCCCUCGGAGAAAACCAAAAGCGCAGCCGCUAUUGGGAGGAGAAGCUUUCGAAACUUGCGUUGCAAAAUGUCAGCGAUCUGGGUGAGGAGCAAGACGCAAUGGAGCUUCAGACCUUCACUAAGGAUGAGCUCGAUGCGAUGAACAAGGAGUCUCUCAAGGCUGUCAUCGCCGCCUUGGAGGAGAAGGUGCAGAAUGCCUCGGUGGAUCUAUCUGUCAUCGAAGAAUACCGUCGUCGCACCGCCGAGCACGAAGCGCGGUCUGCGGAUCUGGCCACAGCCCUGACUUCUCGCGAUAGCGCCAAGUCUCGCCUGGAUGGUCUUCGUUCAGCCCGUCUCAAUGGAUUUAUGGAAGGAUUUGGUAUCAUCUCUCUCCGCCUUAAGGAGAUGUACCAGAUGAUUACAAUGGGUGGUAAUGCCGAACUUGAGUUGGUUGACUCACUAGAUCCUUUCUCUGAGGGUAUCUUGUUCUCAGUCAUGCCACCGAAGAAGAGCUGGAAGAACAUUGGUAACUUGUCUGGUGGCGAGAAGACACUGUCCAGUUUGGCGCUGGUCUUUGCUUUGCAUCAUUAUAAACCGACACCGCUCUAUGUCAUGGACGAGAUUGACGCCGCGUUGGAUUUCCGAAACGUCUCAAUUGUUGCAUCAUAUAUCAAGGAGCGGACGAAGAACGCACAAUUCAUCGUCAUUUCUUUGCGAAACAACAUGUUCGAGCUUGCCUCGCGUCUUGUCGGUGUUUACAAGGUCAACCACAUGACGAAGAGUGUCACGAUCGAGAACAGAGACUACAUCGAGGGUCGGUGA
Messenger RNA from Penicillium cosmopolitanum, 4446 nucleotides. RefSeq names its product condensin subunit SMC4 (gene smc4). The transcript is spliced from 3 exons. The coding region runs from base 1 to 4446 and encodes 1481 amino acids. Gene Ontology annotation, molecular function: ATP binding; protein binding. The record is from RefSeq and is a predicted model, not a curated record. Gene Ontology annotation, biological process: mitotic chromosome condensation. Lineage: Eukaryota; Fungi; Ascomycota; Eurotiomycetes; Eurotiales; Aspergillaceae. Gene Ontology annotation, cellular component: chromosome.